UGAUCUUGUUCUAGUCGUAGAACAUUUUAUUCUAGUUGUAGAAUAACCGCUGAGCUGUUUUUGAGACAGAUCUUUUUUUUUUACUUAGGUGUCGUUCGUGUGAAAUAACUUUUGGUUUUCAAUCUCUUAAAGUCAAACACUCAAACACAAGAGCCGUAUUGUUUAGGCUGAGAGGCAGGCUGCGAAAUGGACAGAUAUGAUCUGAGUGGCAGACGUGCAGCCGUGAUCAUGUGCGGUGGGGGAAGACCGGGCUCUGAGUACGAUGUUGAGAGAAUAAAGGAGCUCUGCAAACAGAAUAAGUUUCCUGAACCUAGUUAUAGUGUUAAAUGCAAAACUAAAGAGGACGUAACUGAUGCACUGAAGUCAUUUCGAAACAACCUGAGCGAUGACGUCAGUUGCCUCGCAAUGUUCAUCAUGGCCCAUGGUGGACUUGGACACAUUGAAGUCAAUGACGAAGAGAUUCUAGAUCUAGAAGAUAUCUACAAGAUGUUUAGCAACAGCCAGUGUCCAGCCCUCCGUGAGAAACCCAAGCUCUUUGUUGUGCAGGCCUGUAGGGGAGUGAAGGGACGUCCUAAAGACCUUUACACAGACGGAGGUAGAUCUUCAGGCGCUGUCUCAAAAAAGUUGCUCCCCACGGAGUCUGACUCCAUGGAAGUGUAUGCAGUGCCUCCAGGAAAACUUGCCAUCAGACACCCGGACAGAGGAUGCCCAUUGUUUGAAGAGAUGCAUAAGGUGUUUACGAAGGAUUCAGUAGCUACCCGUGAUGUGUAUGAACUCUUCACAGAGGUGAACCAACGUCUGGGUCAGAGGAAGGACCGUAGAAAGGACGGAUACGAACAUGAUUUCCAGCCAACACCCAGAGUCAUCAAGAGAAACCUACAGCCAGUAGAUACAGAUGAUUCAUCUGAUGACAUAGGGCGUUCUCUUCAUAUUGUGAACAAUCUGACCAAGAAGUUGUAUCUCUGAUAGGGAGAUGGGAGGAGGUACAGUAAGAGGAGGAGGGGGGUGAGGGUUAUAAGCACAAGAUUGACGUCAGUUUAUGUUGAUGUAUGGCCACUACGAGUGAAAAUAUUGAAAAUAAUCAACCUGGGUUUUCCAAAAGCAUCUUAAGUCCAUGUUCAUCUUAAGUCGUGUUCACGUUGGCAGUUUGAAGCGACUAAAAUCCUUCUGUUCCUUUUCCUGCAGUCUGAACAGCCAAAAAAGCACAUGACAUCAGAUAUUUCAGCCACAUACUGAUUUAUGAAUGUAUAACAUGUAUGUGUAAAUGUAUUAAUUAUCCCAACCUGCUACGUUAAUUCUCCAAACCUGCUACGUUAAUUCUCCUAACCUGCUACGUUAAUUCUCCCAACCUGCUA
Molecule: messenger RNA, 1355 nt
Organism: Oncorhynchus tshawytscha (Chinook salmon)
Lineage: Eukaryota; Metazoa; Chordata; Actinopteri; Salmoniformes; Salmonidae
Product: caspase-14-like
Exons: 5
Coding region: 187-966 (259 amino acids)
Biological process (GO): proteolysis
Cellular component (GO): cytoplasm
Source: RefSeq, a predicted model, not a curated record